AUGGAUGCGCUUCUUGCUAAAUCAAAGGAGGACUCUGAAGGCCCUGAACCCGUGGAUAAAGAUGUUGCAGGAUUCGAAGGUGCAACCAGUACAGUAACGCCCCCACAGGGAGAUUCCACCUCAAGCAAAGUACCUCCACCCCUACUGCAAGAUGAGGAAGCCUCAAGCAAGGCAUCUUCGCCAUCACCGCAAGAAGAGGAAACCUUGAGCAAACCGUCGCCCGACCCAGCUCAACCGCCGCAGCCUACGUUCUUUCCUUUUGUCGGCAAAUUCCUCGAUCACAUACCUCAACGAAAUCCUGGAGAAAGCAUAGGUAAUUUUCACAAGAGGAAGUAUGUAUGCGAGGUAGAGAGAGCUUCAAUGCGGGACUGGAGGAAGCCGCUUUAUCAUAACCUACGUUGGCCCAUGCCCAUCAUACAAGCUUUCUACGUACAAAAACCUGGCGACCCAAAGAGUACACCGUCUCAUCAUGAAGGGGAACUGCCUUCCGAUGAGAACGGACCUUUGAAGAAUCUUCAAAGAAUCUGCAUCUAUUCCGAUGUACUUUUUGAGGAACUCCUCAUAAUCACCUCUAUAUCGUCAGCGACGUAUCCAAUCAUGUUGAAUCCGCCGUACAAGUUCCUACCGGACGUUAAAGCUCGAAUCGCACGACUCGAAGAAGAGCUGAACGGACCCGCAUCGGGGACUGCGCUUCACACCACUGCGAAUAGCUUGAAGAGCUCUUCGGGGCGAGAAGGAGAGCUCUUAUCAAUGCCUGUCGAAGAAGGCACUACCUCUGAACACGAAAAACGUGAGGAGACUGGAGCGAAGCAAGAUGACAUGUCAUCUGUCAUCCCUGUCUCAGAUCGACGAGAUUUGGUUCAAACGCAAUACCUUCACCUCAAAUGCUUUUUCGAAUUCGUCACCAACGAAUUGAAGGACGAGAUUGAGUUACGAGAGCGUGUGAAGAUGGGCACAUUGUCGAGCAUCCGCUUCCAGGAUAUCUGGCAUCUCUACCAAAUAGGCGACAUGGUAUAUUCUCAGUCCCAUGGUCGUGACCAGCUGUACAAAGUUUUUGCCGUGACUGGUGGGCAGGUCCCAGGACGCAAGCUUGACCCUAAGGAGAAUCCUUCCCCUCAUCUUCCCCCUCCACCUUUUUUUAUAGAAUAUGAAGAGGUCGCUGAACUCCACGACGAGGGAAUGUUACAAAAAGAACAAUAUUCUGGUGUUGGAGUCUGGACGACUUUCAAGGUUGACUGCUACAAAAUGGCCUUUGACGGGGUGUACUGCGGGCCUGUAGACGUGCUAAAGCGUAUAAGGCCAUAUGCAGGAGAGAGGGAAAUCACCAGCCUGCCGUUAUAUCCAGUACAAUUCCAUCCCGAUAGAGAUGUAAUGACACGCAAAGCGGAAGAACGAGGAAGGAAAGUUCUUUUUGGUGGGGGACAUAAGAGCUAUGAUGGCGGAAACAUUGCCUUGGAAUUAGAGGACCGCCACGAACAGAUUGAAAGCGACAUAUAUGUCGAUUUCGAUACCUAUUUCCAGGACUAUCCUGCGAAGAAGCCUCAAUUUGGAAGGUUCUUCAGGAGUAAACAGAAUCCGGCAGAGGUUGAGGAAAAUUGGCCCGGCGUGACAAAUUACCGAGUUUACAGCGGCCACGAGGUAGACGUAAAACGAUACGAAGAUUUCAUGGAUACGAACCGAGCAAGCUUGGAGCGUUUCAAGCCUGAUGAGAAAAAAAUCUCCUGGGAACAUCUGGUCCUAUUACCUCCCUGGGUUUUCGGAUAUGUCUUCCAGACACGGCGGUGGAGUCGCCUAGAUAUUGAGCUCGUCAAUGAGAUGGAUCGCGAAUCGGAUAGCGCCAGGCGGGCAGGAUUCGACGAUCUGGUCAUAGACCAACGCAAUCGAGAUCUUCUAGUUGCACUCGUGGAUAAUCAUGCAUCCGGUAUCCAGCGCGCACGGGAGAAGACCAAGCAGAGCAAGGAUUACUUCAAACCAACCCAGAUAGACCUGGUCAGAGGUAAGGGGCAAGGCUUGAUCAUCCUCUUGCAUGGACCGCCCGGAUCCGGCAAGACGAUGUUUCUUCGACAACUAGAGUACUACGCUGGAAUUCUGUUCCUCACAACCAAUCGACCAGGUGUGCUUGACGAAGCAUUCAAAUCGCGAAUACACAUCUCUCUCCGAUAUCCAAGCAUUGAUCUCGAGUCCACCAAAACCAUGUGGCGCAACAUUAUGAAUCGUCUGGAAAUUGACAACAAGUCCACUGCCAUUAGGAUUGUCUUUGACAAAGAUGCUCUGCUCGACUUUGCUACGCGACAUUUCGAGAAGUGCACUCAAGCAGGUGUAACUUGGAACGGACGCCAAAUCCGCAACGCGUUUCAAACCGCGAUCGCGCUGGGCCAUUAUGAGAGGGUCGCCAAGAUCCGCGCCGAAGGCAUGACCCCUGAAGAAGCACUUGCGACUGGGAAGAAGAAGUGGAACACAGUCAAGUUAACAAAGGCAAACUUCCAGAAGAUUGCCAGGACUGCGUCAGACUUUGAAGAAUAUAUCGAGAAACUGCGCGGCAACGAUAGUACGACAGCUCGCGAUCUAGAACUGCGAGAUGAUGACUAUGAUCCACAUCUGCCCCUUGCCAGGAAGCAGUAUCCAAACAGAACACCAUCUCGAGAUGAUGCACGGCCGGGUCAAAGGAAAGAUAGACUUCAUUCGUCGAAGUCGAAGCGUCCAGUACGUGAGGAGCACUCUAUGACGGAGGAGGACGAAGAUGAAGACGGGAACGACGAUUUGUCAUCGGACAGUAAUGAGGAGGACUGA
Messenger RNA from Didymosphaeria variabile, 2790 nucleotides. RefSeq lists its product as uncharacterized. NCBI's taxonomy places the organism in Eukaryota, Fungi, Ascomycota, Dothideomycetes, Pleosporales, Didymosphaeriaceae. The record is from RefSeq and is a predicted model, not a curated record. The transcript is spliced from 6 exons. Bases 1 to 2790 code for a protein of 929 amino acids.